Molecule: messenger RNA, 6721 nt
Organism: Gavia stellata (red-throated loon)
Lineage: Eukaryota; Metazoa; Chordata; Aves; Gaviiformes; Gaviidae
Gene: MYOF
Product: myoferlin
Exons: 55
Coding region: 1-6189 (2062 amino acids)
Biological process (GO): plasma membrane organization
Cellular component (GO): membrane
Source: RefSeq, a predicted model, not a curated record
AUGCUUCGGGUGAUUGUGGAAUCUGCUACCAAUAUCCCUAAAACUAAGUUUGGGAAACCAGAUCCUAUUGUUUCUGUUAUUUUUAAAGAUGAAAAAAAGAAAACAAAGAAAAUUGACAGUGAACUUAAUCCUGUUUGGAAUGAGAUUCUUGAAUUUGACUUGAAAGGAAUUGCUCUGGAUAAUUCAUCUUCCCUGACAAUAAUUGUGAAGGAUUUCGAAACAAUUGGACAAAACAAAUUAAUUGGCAGUGCAUCUGUCACACUUAAGGAUCUUGUAGGUAACCAAAGCAGAUCUUUUCCCUUCAAACUCAUACCUCUGCUAAAUGAAAGGGGACAAGAAACUGGAGCAACAAUUGAUUUGGUAGUAGGAUAUGAGCCACCAGCUGGAUCUGCAAAUCCAAAUGAUCCAGGAGGGACCAAUACACAAGAAGGUAUUUCAGGAGAUGGAGAAGAUGAUGGAGGUUAUGAGGAUGGCUUGGGUGGUCCAGUUGGUGGUAUCACACCAACAGUUCCAAGUGGCACGAAGGAAGCCCAGCUAGCUAAACGCAUCACCAAAGGAAAGAAAGCACGGAGAAUCCUUUCUAACAAACCACAAGAUUUCCAGAUUCGUGUUAGAGUCAUUGAAGGUCGUCAGUUGCCUGGAAAUAACAUAAAACCAGUAGUUAAAGUUCAUGUUUGUGGUCAGACACACCGAACAAGAAUCAAAAGAGGAAACAACCCAUAUUUUGAUGAAAUAUUUUUCUACAAUGUCCACAUGACUCCUUUAGAGUUGCUUGAUGAAACAGUUAGCAUUCGGGUGUAUGAUUCUUAUUCUCUACGAGCAGACUGUCUAAUGGGAGAAUUUAAGAUUGACAUUGGCUAUGUUUAUGAUGAGCCUGGCCAUGCAGUCAUGAGAAAAUGGCUUUUGCUGAGUGAUCCUGAAGAUACAAAUUCAGGAGCUAAAGGCUAUAUGAAAGUCAGCAUGUUUGUCCUGGGAACUGGAGACGAGCCACCAGUUGAAAAAAGGGGAAGAGAUAAUGAAAGUGAUGAUGUGGAGAGCAAUCUGUUAUUACCUGCUGGAAUUGCACUUCGAUGGGUCACUUUCCUUCUCAAAAUCUACAGAGCUGAGGACAUUCCGCAAAUGGAUGAUGCUUUUGCACAGACUGUUAAGGAAAUAUUUGGAGGAGAAGCAGACAAGAAAAACCUGGUAGAUCCGUUUGUAGAAGUUUCUUUCGCUGGGAAAAAGGUUUGCACAAAUAUAAUUGAGAAAAAUGCUAAUCCAGAGUGGAAUCAAAUUAUUUAUCUUCAGAUCAAGUUUCCAUCAAUGUGUGAGAAAAUAAAACUUGCAGUUGUUGACUGGGAUCGUCUUACCAAAAAUGAUGUAGUAGGAACAACAUAUUUAAGUCUUUCAAAAAUUGCUUCUUCUGGAGGAGAAGUUGAAGAAUUUUCAUCUUCGGGAACAGGGGCUUCAUCAUAUGAAGUAAACACUGGAGAAACUGAAGUUGGCUUUUUACCAACAUUUGGGCCUUGCUACCUAAACUUUUAUGGAAGUCCAAGAGAAUACACUGGAUUCCCAGACCCAUAUGAUGAAUUAAACUUUGGAAAGGGAGAAGGAGUUGCUUAUAGAGGGAGAAUUCUGGUUGAACUAUCUACAAUACUUGAAAGCAAACCUGUUAAUAAAAAGUUGGAGGUGAUUCCUAAUGAUGACUUACUGGUUGUUGAGAAAUACCAGCGCAGACGGAAGUUCUGCUUGGCUGCUGUGUUUCAUUCUGCUACCAUGCUGCAAGACACCGGCGAGCCUAUCCAGUUUGAAGUUAGCAUUGGUAACUACGGCAACAAGUUUGAUACCACCUGUAAACCUUUGGCAUCAACAACUCAGUACAGUCGUGCUGUUUUUGAUGGUAAUUAUUAUUACUACUUACCAUGGGCAAACACAAAGCCAGUUGUAACGCUGACUUCCUUUUGGGAGGACAUAAGUCAUAGAUUAGACCCUGUGAAUGUAAUGCUAAACAUGGCUGAAAGACUGCAAUCCAACUUAGCCACCUUAAAAUCAGGAAUGCAGGCUAAAAUUUCUGAAAACCUAUUAGCUGAGAUGUGGUUGAAGCUGAUUGAUGAACUUACAGAAGAUAUAAGUAAACCAUUUCCCCUCAUAGAAGGCAAAUCUAAUAUUACAGUCCUUGACACUCAGAUAGAAAAACUGCGCCUCAAGUCUCUCAAACAGAUUGAAGAAGCAGCAGCAAGGAUGAGAAAUGAAGCUACUGAUGUGAAAGCCACUCUGACAGAAAUUGAGGAUUGGUUGGAUAAAUUACUGCAACUGAGUGAAGAGCCACAAAACAGUAUGCCUGAUGUAAUCAUAUGGAUGAUCCGAGGGGAGAAAAGACUGGCUUACGCUCGUGUUCCUGCACACCAAGUGCUGUAUUCCACAACGAGCCCUGAAUCAUCUGGUAAAUAUUGUGGAAAGACCCAAACAAUCUUCUUAAAGUACCCACAGGACAAGACGAAAGAUGUCAAAAUGCCUGUGGAGUUGCGAGUUAACAUUUGGCUUGGGCUCAGUGCAGUUGAAAAGAAGUUUAAUAGCUUUGCAGAGGGAACGUUCAGUGUUUUUGCAGAAAUGUAUGAAAAUCAGGCUCUUCUUUUUGGAAAGUGGGGUACUUCAGGACUUGUUGGUCGCCACAAGUUUUCCGAUGUCACAGGAAAAAUCAAACUGAAAAGAGAGUACUUUCUACCCCCAAAGGGCUGGGAGUGGGAAGGAGAAUGGAUGGUUGAUCCUGAAAGAAGUUUGUUGACUGAAGCUGAUGCUGGUCAUACUGAGUUUACUGAUGAAGUAUAUGAAAAUGAGAGUCGCUAUCCUGGAGGGGAAUGGAAAGCAGCUGAAGACAGUUACACAGAUGUGAAUGGAGAAAAAGCUCCACCGCCACGUGAGUUCACGUGUCCUCUUGGAUGGAUGUGGGAAGAUGAUGCUUGGAAAUCCGAUUUAAAUCGAGCAGUGGAUGAGCACGGAUGGGAAUACGGAAUUACUAUUCCUCCAGACACUAAACCAAAGUCAUGGGUUGCUGCAGAGAAAAUGUACCAUACACAUAGACGACGAAGACUGGUGCGGAAACGCAGGAGGGAUCCAGCUCAAGCAGUAACAGCAGGAAGGGGAAUAUCAUCAUAUGAAGAUCAAGAAGGAUGGGAAUACGCUUCCUUGAUUGGCUGGAAAUUUCACUGGAAACAACGCAGUUCUGAUACUUUCCGUCGAAGACGAUGGAGACGAAAAAUGGCUCCGUCAGAGACCCAUGGUGCAGCGGCUAUCUUUAAACUUGAAGGUGCUUUGGGAGCAGACACUAGUGUCGAUGAUGGAGAAGGCAAGAGUUCAGACAAAAGCAAGGAGUCAGCUACAAAGGUGUUUGGUGCCAAUACACCACUUGUUUCCUGCUACUUUGACAGAGUAUAUACUUACCACCUUCGCUGUUAUGUCUACCAGGCAAGAAAUCUCAUGGCUUUAGACAAAGACAGUUUUUCAGAUCCGUAUGCUCAUGUUUCUUUCCUCCAUCAAAGCAAAACAACUGAGAUCAAUCAUUCAACUCUAAAUCCUACAUGGGACCAAACUCUCAUAUUUAAUGAAAUUGAUAUCUAUGGGGACCCACAGACAGUAGCCCAAAACCCACCUAAUGUUGUUAUUGAACUUUUUGACAGUGACCAAGUGGGUAAAGAUGAAUUCCUUGGAAGAAGUGUUUGUUCCCCCGUGGUCAAGUUAAUCCCAGAAGAGGACAUUACACCAAAACUGCUCUGGUAUCCUGUAACAAAUAAUGGCAAAGCUAGUGGAGACAUUCUUUUUGCUGCAGAACUUAUUUUGAGGGACAAGGGUGGCACCAACCUUCCAAUUCUUCCAUCACAAAGAGCACCAAAGCUUUACAUGGUACCUCAAGGAAUUAGACCAGUAGUUCAACUCACUGCUGUUGAGAUUCUGGCUUGGGGGUUGCGGAACAUGAAAAACUACCAACUGGCACCUGUUAUGUCUCCAAGUCUCAUUGUGGAAUGUGGGGGUGAAAGGGUGGAAUCUGUGGUGAUCAAAAACCUCAAAAAGACACCAAAUUUUCCAUCUUCUGUUCUCUUCAUGAAAGUUCUUUUGCCAAAAGAGGAGUUAUACAGUCCAUCUCUUGUUAUUAAAGUAAUUGACCACAGACCAUUUGGACGGAAGCCCAUUGUGGGACAGUGUACUAUUGAUUUACUGGAAAGCUUUCGCUGUGACCCCUACACUACUAAAGAAGACAUUGCACCACAACUGAAAGUUAGUCUACUCUCUGCUGCACCUCGCCAGGAUACGGUAAUUGAAAUGGAAGACACACAGCCACUGCUAGCAGCUCAGCUUACGGAAAAGGAGGAAGAAAUUGUUGAUUGGUGGAGCAAAUUUUAUGCUUCAGUAGGAGAACAUGAAAAAUGUGGACAGUAUAUUAAAAAAGGAUAUGACACUUUAAAGGUGUACGACUGUGAAUUGGAAAAAGUACCCGAAUUUAAUAGCUUAACAGACUUCUGUGAUACAUUUAAACUAUACAGAGGCAAAUCUGAGGACAGUGAUGAUCCAUCAGUAGUUGGGGAAUUCAAGGGAUCCUUUAAAAUCUAUGCACUGCCUGACGAUCCCACUAUUCCAGCUCCUCCUCGCCAGUUCCGUGAGCUACCAGACAGCGGGCCUCAGGAGUGCAUUGUGCGAAUUUAUAUUGUUCGAGCUUUGCAGCUUCAACCCCAGGAUAAUAAUGGGCUGUGUGAUCCUUACAUAAAAAUAUCCCUCGGUAAAAAAGUAAUUGAAGACAGAGAUAAUUAUGUGCCUAAUACUCUCAACCCAAUUUUUGGCAGAAUGUAUGAACUCAGCUGCUUCUUGCCACAAGAAAAGGAUCUGAAAAUUUCAGUCUAUGACUAUGACACAUUGACUCGUGAUGAAAAAGUGGGUGAAACCAUAAUUGAUCUUGAGAACAGAUUCCUUUCUCGUUAUGGAUCUCACUGUGGCAUCCCACAGCAGUAUUGCAUUUCAGGUGUGAAUACCUGGCGUGAUCAACUAAAACCAACCCAGUUAUUGCAAAAUAUAGCCAGGUUUAAAGGCUAUGCUCCUCCUGUCCUCUCUGAGAAUGGUAGGAAGAUUAACUAUGGGGGACGAGACUAUACUUUGGAGGAAGCUGAAGCUAACCAAAUUUUGCAUCAGCAUCUUGGGCCAGGUGAAGAGCGGCUAGCCCUUCAUAUCCUCAGAACGCAGGGUUUGGUACCCGAACACGUGGAGACAAGGACCUUAUAUAGCACCUUCCAGCCCAACAUCUCCCAGGGAAAGCUCCAGAUGUGGGUUGAUGUUUUCCCCAAAAGCUUAGGACCUCCUGGCCCUCCCUUCAACAUCACUCCCCGAAAAGCCAAGAAAUAUAUCUUGCGGGUGAUUGUCUGGAACACCAAAGAUGUCCUUCUGGAUGAAAAAAGCAUCACAGGGGAAGAAAUGAGUGACAUCUACGUGAAGGGAUGGAUGCCUGGUAAUGAAGAAAACAAGCAGAAAACUGAUGUUCACUACCGAUCAUUGGAUGGUGAAGGGAACUUUAACUGGAGAUUUGUUUUUCCUUUUGACUAUCUUCCAGCAGAGCAACUCUGUGUAGUUUCCAAAAAGGAACAUUUUUGGAGCCUUGACAAGACAGAAUUCAGAAUCCCACCCAAAUUGAUCAUUCAAAUAUGGGAUAAUGACAAGUUCUCCUUGGAUGACUAUCUGGGCUUUGUGGAACUUGAUUUACAUAAAACAAUCAUUCCAGCAAAAGUUCCAGAGAAGUGCAAUACAGACAUGAUUCCAGAAUACAAGGCAGACAGUUCUCAGAAGGCUCCCAGGACCGCCUCUCUCUUUGAACAAAAAUCCAUGAAAGGAUGGUGGCCAUGUUAUGUUGAAAAGGAUGGUUCCCGUAUUUUAGCGGGUAAAGUUGAAAUGACAUUGGAAGUUGUCAAUGAAAAAGAAGCUGAGGAAAGGCCAGCUGGUAAAGGAAGAGAUGAACCCAAUAUGAACCCCAAACUAGAUCUACCAAACCGACCAGACACCUCCUUCCUUUGGUUUACAAAUCCCUGCAAGACAAUGAAAUUUAUUGUGUGGCGCAGAUUUAAAUGGCUCUUUAUAGGCCUUAUCAUCUUGCUGAUUUUACUCUUGUUUCUAGCAGUACUCCUCUAUUCAUUGCCGAACUAUUUGUCAAUGAAGAUUGUGAAACCAAUUUAAAGAAGAGCCUUUUACCUCACCUUUUUAAAUAGCAAUGAAGUUUUGCCUCAGGCUGUGGACCAAAUUCAGCAAGGCUCUCCAUCCUUUGUAUCUGCUAGUAUUUGGAACUGUAAAAUAGAUAAGUAAGAAUUUAACCAAGGUUAGCCAAGGUUCAAGGGGUCAUGACAGGUGUUUUUAAAAAACAAAGGAUAAACCCCCUCAUGUUUCAUGUACAUUUUUUUACUUCAGCAGUAUCUAUGGCUGGUAAAGUUCUGCCUUCCUUGCUUUUAAACUAGAUUUUUGAUAAAAAUCACUCAGAAGGCUGCCUGCUAUUGCUAUCUCUUUUUUUAAUGGAUACUUCCUUUUGAGAAUUCCUUUCUAUUGGGCACGCUUUGAAACUUUGCAUUUUAACUUAACAAAAAACAAGCACUAAUAAUUAUGUAUACCAAAGAAACCUCAUGGUGCAAUCAAAGAAGGGUCAGACUUGUUUCUAGAAAAGUUUUCAGCAUCAUACUGCUUAAAGUUCUUAGUUACUGCACUGUAGACUUGAAAA